Suillus bovinus is the source of this 1032-nucleotide messenger RNA. RefSeq names its product ribosomal protein S9/S16-domain-containing protein. Lineage: Eukaryota; Fungi; Basidiomycota; Agaricomycetes; Boletales; Suillaceae. Gene Ontology annotation, molecular function: RNA binding; structural constituent of ribosome. Gene Ontology annotation, biological process: translation. The record is from RefSeq and is a predicted model, not a curated record. The transcript has 3 exons. Bases 1 to 1032 code for a protein of 343 amino acids. Gene Ontology annotation, cellular component: ribosome; mitochondrial small ribosomal subunit.
AUGAACGUCCUGCGACGACCGUCGGGCUUAACCAAGUUUCGGUUUUACUCGACACAGACCACAAGGCCGUUUGUUCCCCCAGCCUCUCUGAACCACCUCGACUUCCCCCGACGCCAACGCGAAAAACCGCGUCCUACGAGCCCAGCCUUCUAUACUGCUCGUCCCGAAUUCUACGACCAGCUCUCGUCGUUAGAGUCGGCUCUGCAACAUGCUAAGACUGCGCUCACGGCAUGCCACCUCCUUCCACUUCCCCAAUUUGCUCGGGAGGCCCUCCCACCUCGUGUCAAUGCUUGGGUAGACAAGCGCGAGCUCGGCCUGAAGCUCAGAAGCACCCUCACGACGAGCCGCUAUAGACGAGUGGUUCUCGUGCUCAACGAGCUAGAGACAUAUAGGUCAAUUGCGGAAAAAGCUGGGAUCGCGGAGUUGCAGGAAGGUAUCAAAGGUAUCACAGAGCUGUUCGAGCGUGCAGACGCCGCGACGAUGCUGGCGAGGGGAAAGGCCAAACCCGUCCAGUUCGACGAGUAUGGGCGAAGUUAUACACUUGGAAAGCGGAAGACGAGCUCUGCGCGGGUGUGGAUCGUGCCCGUCCAACAACCUCCCGCAGACAAAUCCACCAUCUCCCAGCCCAUACCAACAGCAACGGAGACAGACACCGCCCUUUCGGCCCUUCUUAACCCUAAUUCUUUAUCGAAGAGCGACGAACUUGUAUCCGUAUCUCAGAUUCUCGUGAACAACACUCCCCUCUCAGCUUAUUUCCCUGUUCCCGCUGAUCGUGCCCGCGUGAUUCAUCCAAUCAAACUUGCGGGUCUAUUGGGCGCAUAUAACAUCUUCGCUAUCGUACGUGGCGGAGGUACAUCUGGGCAGAGCGGUGCGCUCGCGCAUGGUAUCGCAAAGGGUCUUGCAGCACACGAACCAAGUGUCGCAACGAUUUUGAGGAAGGCGAAACUUUUGCGUCGUGAUCCACGUAUGGUUGAGCGAAAAAAGCCUGGUCUUGCGAAGGCACGCAAGCGGUAUGCUUGGGUCAAGCGGUAG